Messenger RNA from Daphnia carinata, 1239 nucleotides. RefSeq names its product neuropeptide SIFamide receptor-like. Bases 1 to 1224 code for a protein of 407 amino acids. Gene Ontology annotation, biological process: G protein-coupled receptor signaling pathway. Gene Ontology annotation, cellular component: membrane. The transcript is spliced from 4 exons. Lineage: Eukaryota; Metazoa; Arthropoda; Branchiopoda; Diplostraca; Daphniidae. Gene Ontology annotation, molecular function: peptide binding; neuropeptide Y receptor activity. The record is from RefSeq and is a predicted model, not a curated record.
AUGGACUACCUGGUGCUGAUGGAUAUUCAUCCAGCAAACGGAACCGAUUGGCCGGAAUUGCCGCUUCAGCCAUGGUAUCGAUAUAAUGUGUGGGUAAGUGGAGCUCUUUGCACAGUGUACGGCCUCGUCUUCUGCGCCGGACUAAUAGGGAAUAUCCUUGUGGCCGUAGUGGUUUUGCGUGGAAGUCGGACUAUGCGCCGAUGCGUCACAAAUUUAUUCCUGGUCAAUUUGGCCUUUGCAGACCUCCUCGUUGUGCUGGCUUGUCUGCCCUUUACGCUCGUGGCUCACCUUAUCUACCCUUGGGUGUUGGGCUCCUUCAUUUGCAAACUGGUGCCCUACCUGCAAGGCGUGAGCGUUUGCGCUUCAGUCUACACGUUAGUUGCCAUUGCUGUUGAGCGUUACUGGUCCAUCUCGUCGCCGUGGAAGAAGCGCUUGAGCUCCAGGUGUUGCCGCAUCAUUAUCGGAUUCAUCUGGAUCGGUUCCGCCAUCAUCACUCUACCGUGGCUCAUCGUCUUUCGGCAGGAUUACGUUUCAGACACGCUGGUCUGCACGGAGAAAUGGCCGGAUCCGUUGAUGGGCGACGCCUAUUACGCUGUGGCGCACUUGACCUUGUGCUACGUCUUGCCGCUCGUCGUCAUCGCCGCUUGUUACGCUUUAAUUUGUCGUCAAAUUUGGUGUCGUCAAAUACCUGGCAGCAGUGAACAAGGUCUCAAUUACCGACAUCGAUGUCAUCAUUAUAAUAAUAGGCGGCGGCACAAUGGCGUGGGAGGCCGUCUCAAAUUGCAUCGAGCCAAAAUCAGGGCCCUGAGGAUGUUGGCCAUCGUCGUUGCCGCUUUCGCGCUGUCCUGGUUCCCGCUCUACGCCACAUUCACGCGCCUCAAGUUCACGAAGGCAAUGAGCGAAGGUGAGGCUGAAUUCUGGGAAAUGCUCAUCCCCGUGGCUCAGUGGCUGAGCAGUGCCAACAGUUGUGUCAAUCCGUUGUUGUACCAUUUUCUGGACCCCAAAUUCCGGUCCGGAUUCAAACAAUUGCUUUGCUCGGACAGCGUUGCCGCGGGCGAGGCGGGUCAAGAUGGGCGUCAACAAAGGCAUCACAAUUACUUGAAUGCCGCAGCCACGGCUACCCCUGAAGCUUUCUGUCCAGCACUGCGUGCCCGUUUCCACAACAUCCAGCCCAGCUCGCAGACGACGGCUCACCAGCAACAAUACGGAAAUGAGUGGGUGUAGUAUAAUACACAAUUU